AUGAAAGUGGACAAGGAGAAAUUGAACGAUCCUCAUACCAAAGCGCAGCUCUUGUUGAGUGCUCAUUUCACUCGGACUCCGAUCACUACGGAUUUGUCUUCGGAUCAAAAAUUCAUUUUGGACCACGCGGUGCGUCUUUUGCAGGGUUUGGUCGAUGUGAUCUCCUCGUGUGGAUGGCUGACGCCGGCCUUGAGCGCCAUGGAACUGAGCCAGAUGAUCGUUCAAGCCACGACCUCCACGAGUUCUCCAUUGAUGCAACUGCCGCAUUUCUCCUUCCAAAUGGUGGAGAAAGCCAAGCAACUGGACUGGCUUAAGCUUAGAAGAGAAGAGGUGAUGAGCAUGGAGGAUGCUCAACGAGACAAGCUGUUGGAUGGCUUGUCUCAGUCUCAGCUCACGGAUGUGGCUCGGGCGUGCAAUCGCUUCCCGGCCAUUUCCUUGGAGUACAAGGUGAACUCUGAUUCGCUCACAGCGGGUGGCAGCGCCAAGAUCUCUGUGAAACUGACGAGAGAGGCCAUGGAGGAAGAAGGCGGCGGAUUCUGGUUGGCUUCACUGUGGGCAGUGGCUCGGCGCGAAGUGGGUCGAGCAUUGUUUGUGAAGGGGCUGGAUUUGGUGCAAUCGGGAUUGGAUCAGGUUACCGUUUCAUUGGAUUGGGACUUUGAGAGAUUUUUGCAUCUAGCAAGCUUUCUUUUGUUGCUUUCCCAUUGGAACGAAUUCUCUGGCAUCACUAGCCUCUUGCUGCGUAUCCUUAGAGCUGGCUUGCACUUGCUUUGGGUGGCGGUUCACCGUUGUGAAGGUCGGCGAGAGGGACCAGUGGGAGUUGAAACCGUUGUUGUUGGAGGUCACGCAUACCCAGAACAGGAAGAGCUCUUUACCUGGAUAGGCAUGGCCUUGGCUGCAGGCGGUCCCCCAUUACCAGUGGGAUCGUUUGUGUUGAUUUCAAGGCCCCCUGACUGGGACGAAGUGCUUGUGUGUGGGUUUGGCGAUAGCAAUCGAGUUGCAUUAUGCCGUACAACCAGCACAGACGGCAGCGAUUGGGUGUGGGUGUUGGUGCAACUUUUGGGCCUUCAUUUGCGUUUGCCAGUAGUGGGGGCACAUGGGUUGCGGACGGCUCCGGCCGGCAUAGACAACAACGACGUGAACUGGAUCUGCACCCCUCCGGCUGGUCUGAACCAAUGGCAGCCCACUGCUGCGGAGUUGGCCAAUUUGGCCACAGAGGCCAACCUGGUACUUGCUCAGGUGACGCCGGGCAGCCCGGGUUGGGUUCUCAACGCGCCUGGGGUGGGUGGCCCCAAUGCAGGAGGUGCAACAAGCAGCGGCUGCGCCAAUUGCCAGCCGGGCCCGGAGGAGGAGGAGGUUUGGCACAGGAGCGGACUUGCGGGCCUUAGAAGCAGCUGUCCAGAGUUUGCAAGCGAUGGCAUUGAGUCCAGGAAGACGUUCCGCUCAUUCCCGUGGCAGCAGCAAGAAGAAGACCCGCAAGAACAAGCGGGAAUCCCGGAAGAAGAAGAAAAAGAAGAAGGGAAAGAAGUCCUGGAGCAGCAGUUCGAGCGGCUCGAGUUCAAGCAGCCGUUCAAGGUCCAGGCGUUGAGAUGGAAAGAGAGCGGCAAGGACCGAUCCGUGCCGUAUGCCAGCCUUACUCACAUCGAUGGCCUAAAGUUCAAGAAGAAGGGCGACUUGGUGGCAUUCGCCACGAAGAAUCCGGGGGCGCUGACAGCACACUUUUUGGCAGGUGUGUACCAGCGGCUGUCGAAAGGACAGUUGAGCCGCAGCGGUCAGCUCCGCGAUGUGUCAGUGACAGCAUGGGCUCACCAGUUUGCCGGCCUGAGCGAGCCGAGGGACAUCAAGGAGGUGGUCACUUUAGCGGAAGUGCUAGAUGCAGUCAAUCGACGCGAGCUGGCGCAGGCACUCGACAUCAUCAGCCAGAGAAUCUUGGCCACCCAGCAGGCCCGUCAGAAGGGUGGGUCCUGGGAAAAGUCGGAGCAGAUCGAGUUGAUCGACGCUCGCAAGACGUUGGCGGCUACAGUUCCUUUGGCCGAUCAUGUGGAGCGCUGUUUUCCAGAGAUGGGCAAGCAGGUCCGUUUUCCAACAGCCUUGCUCUUGCCUGCUCGGAAGAGGCCCAGGAGAAUCAAGCGUGGUUACACCUGGGUGGCCUCUACGUAUCCCCAGCUAGUGGAGAGGAAUGUCAAGGCCCUUACGGAUGUCAUUGCGGUGGACGCCGAGCUCCCUCAAGACAAGAGGCUCCGCCCAGAUUUUGUAGUGCCUGAGAGUUUGCCUAUUUGGGGGUCAAUUAUAGAUGAUGUUUGGGCUUUGGAGCACACCGAAGAAUCCCAACCGGCCCUAACAGGUCCUUCCUGGUUGCAGCGCGCUGAGGAGGCAUGGGUCACACGGGGGGUUGAACCAAACACCAAAAAGUCUGUGAAUAGCGCCCUCGGUGAAGAGGUACAAGGCUAUUACGUUCAUCCUUAUGACCAUUGGGUUGGCGUGGCGCUUGAGAAACGUAGGUAUUUGUUUCAGGCAACCAUGAGCAUCUUGAUGAGACCACGAGUUGUGGUAGGGGUGGUGGACCGCUUGAUCGGCAAGCACAGCUUCGUGCAGUCCUGCCGGCCAUGCGUGAGGUCCAUCUUCGAGUUCACCUACCUCUGGAUUGCAAGCGUGCGCAGCCGGAGGCGAGACCUGGUCGUGCUACCCCAUGAGGUUUGGGUUGAACUAUGUUUGGCAGCCAUACUACUCCCCUAUGCACAGUUUGACCUAUCAAGUCCAUGGAGCAACCGGUUGGAAUGCACAGAUGCCUCGAUGACAGGCAUUGGGCGCUCCUUUGGCUUUGCUCCUACACCUGUGGUGCAGGCACUAGCUAGAGUAUUCUGA
This is a messenger RNA of Durusdinium trenchii, 2862 nucleotides long. Lineage: Eukaryota; Dinophyceae; Suessiales; Symbiodiniaceae. The record is from the annotation of a GenBank genome assembly.